UUACAUGUAUGCAUUGUUUACUUUAUAGAGUAGGUAAAUGGGACCGAUGGUUACUUAUCUUAUCAACACUAAAUGCACGCCAGUUAUAUUCAACCUUGGAAGUUAAAAUAAAAAUAUCAACAUUAUUCCCAUUUUUUGUACUUUCAAUUAUGAAGGUAACCAAUAUUUUUCAUCACAUCCCUGUAUUCCCUCGUGCAGCCAUGCAUGUCAUAAAAACGAUGGCGACAAAGGACGCCAAAAUAAACAAGUCGAUCUUCAUCUUCGUACGUCGUUCUUCUGUCGUUUGGCCAGUUCCUGCUCGACUAAACUAUAUAUGUAAAGAAACAAAACGGUGAAAACAUGACAAGAGAAGGAGGGGCAAUUGCUGUGCCUACAUUAGUUUUAUCUCAACACAGAGAAGGAUCAGAUGCAUUUAUAAAACCCAGUGAUUUACCAAGUUCAAAAUUCAAAUAUGAUGUAUGGCAUGAUAUAAAGAACAAUACAAUCGAUGCUGAUGAGUUGAAAAAUCCUAGAAUCAGAAAGGGACCGUAUCCCUCGGAUAGAGAUGACGAAAAUUCAUCUUCAUCUAGCAGCAGUAGCGAUAGUGAAAGUGAUGAUGAAGAGAGUGUGAAGAAAAAAAGGAAAAUGGAUAGAAAUUGGUUAAAAUUCCGGAGAAAUCACAGAGAUGAGCAUGAAAAUUGGGAAGAAGCCAAAAUUGUAAAUUUGUCAUAUCAAAAUCUUGGGGACAGCUUUCAAAUCAAUAAUUUCAUGAGAGUUAUCGGAAUGCUGCGGACAUGCGUAGAGCUACAUCUUGUUUCUGAUGAACUGAGAGACUUGAGCAGGAUUUCAUUGCCCAUGUGUAAAGUUCUGAACUUGACUUCAAAUCACUUGAAGUCAUUGAAGGAUCUACCGUCCACCAAAGUUCUACAACACCUCAAUAUGACAGAAAAUAAUAUAAAGACGAAUGAUGGACUAGAAAAAUUGAAACGUCUCAAGACACUUCAUCUCACCAGGAAUCCGAUCUCUUACUCAUUUGACUACAGACCACACAUCUUCAAGAAGCUACCCACACUUGAAGCUUUAGAUGGCACACCAAAGCUUGAAGAUGAUGACCACUUUGAUUAUCCAGUGCAAAAAGAUACUUGCAGCAUUUGUUGAAUGCUUAUCAGAUCAUAUAUUGAUAUUCACACAUUGUCAACAGCAGUACAACAAAUGGCCUAAUUCAAUAUGGCGCACAAUGGUGAAACAUCUCGCAAUCUUUUAUACAAUUUUAUUUCAUGCACUUAUGCAUAGCAUUAUAUUCCACUGCUCUACUUUUAAUCUGAAUUUUAUGUCCACUGUAAAUCAUGAUUUCGCAAAUAUAUAACUUACCAUAAUAA
This is a messenger RNA of Styela clava, 1358 nucleotides long. RefSeq lists its product as uncharacterized. The record is from RefSeq and is a predicted model, not a curated record. NCBI's taxonomy places the organism in Eukaryota, Metazoa, Chordata, Ascidiacea, Stolidobranchia, Styelidae.